AUCCUCACAACCCAAAAAGAUGCUUCUCUUUCUCUCUCACAUACUUGCCUAAAGGAACCACCUUUGGUUUAAAAUUUGUGUUUUUGCCUUUUCUUACACAGAAAGUAUGAUACUUGAAUAAUGGGCUGGUACAUUUUAGGAUAUUUAGAUUUGUUCUUUUUGUUUUUCUGAGUUUUGGGUUGUUGAGAUUGUGAUACACUUGUCAGAGAAUUGUGGGUUCUGUUUGGUUUUCUGGUUUUUCAGUUGUGUAAUAAUAUUUUGGUGAUCAAGAAGAAGGUUGAGGAUGGGUAUAGUGAGUACCAUAACUGGUUUUAUUGGGUUUGGAAUGGGAAUUUCUCUUGGCCUUUUAGUUGGCUAUUACCUUUUUAUCUACUUCCAAUCAACUCAUGUCAAGGACCCUGUUAUUCGUCCCUUGGUUGAACAUGAUGCAGAAACUCUGCAAAGUUUGCUUCAAGAGAUACCAGUGUGGGUGAAGAAUCCAGACCAUGACCGUAUUGAUUGGCUUAAUAAAUUCAUCGAGAAAAUGUGGCCUUAUUUAGACAAGGCAAUUUGUAAGCAAGUGAAAACCAUAGUAGACCCCAUCAUUGCUGAGCAGAUUCCUCAGUACAAAAUUGAUUCAGUUCAAUUUGAAGUCCUUUCUCUGGGAUGCUUACCACCUGCUUUUACAGGAAUGAAAGUUUAUAGUACUGAAGAGAAGGAAUUGAUCAUGGAACCAACGCUGAAGUGGGCAGGAAAUCCAAACGUCCUUGUAGUAGCUAAGGCAUUUGGCUUGAAGGCCACUGUUCAGGUGGUUGACUUGCAAGUAUUUGCUUCUCCACGUAUCACCCUGAAGCCAUUGGUUCCCUCUUUCCCUUGUUUUGCAAAAAUAUUAGUGUCUCUUAUGGAAAAGCCUCAUGUUGACUUUGGUCUGAAGCUGCUCGGAGCAGAUGCUAUGUCCAUCCCGGGCCUGUAUAGCUUUGUCCAGGAAAUCAUCAAGGAUCAGGUUGCAAAUAUGUAUCUAUGGCCCAAAGUACUUGAAGUGCAGAUCAUGGAUCCUGCCAAGGCCAUGCAGAGACCUGUUGGAAUCCUCAAUGUAAAGGUUGUUAGGGCAAUGAAGCUUAAGAAAAAAGAUCUUUUGGGAGCUUCAGAUCCAUAUGUUAAAUUAAAACUUACUGAGGAUAAACUGCCAUCAAAGAAAACAACUGUGAAACAAAAGAACUUAAACCCUGAAUGGAACGAAGAAUUUAAUCUGGUUGUCAAGGACCCAGAAUCUCAGGCUUUAGAGCUUGUUGUGUAUGAUUGGGAACAGGUUGGAAAGCACGAAAAGAUGGGUAUGAAUGUGGUACAUGUGAAAGACCUUACACCUGAAGAGACAAAAGCUCUGACUCUUGAUUUGUUAAAAAACUUGGACCCCAACGACUCUCAAAAUGAAAAAUCACGAGGUCAGCUUGUUGUUGAAGCAAUGUACAGACCGUUUAGUGAUGAUGAGAAACCAGAUGAUGCUGAAGAUUCUGAGGUUCAAAAGGCUCCUGAAGGAACUCCUGAUGGAGGUGGGCUGCUUGUAGUUAUCGUCCAUGAAGGUCAAGAUCUUGAAGGAAAACACCACACAAAUCCAUCUGUGCGGUUAUUGUUCAGAGGUGAAGAAAGGAGAACAAAGGUUGUAAAGAAAAACAGAGAUCCAAGGUGGGAUGAGGAGUUUCAAUUCAUGCUGGAGGAGCCGCCUACUAAUGACAGGAUACAUGUAGAAGUUGUCAGUACUUCGAAAAGAAUGGGACUUUUAUAUCCCAAGGAUACUCUGGGAUAUGUGGAUAUAUCCCUUGCAGAUGUGAUCAGCAACAAGAGAAUCAACGAGAGGUACCACCUUAUUGAUUCAAAGAAUGGUACAGUACAGAUUGAGCUGCAGUGGAGAACUUCAUCUUAAAGACUCAAUAGUCAUGUAUUCCCUAGACCUUUAUUCUACUUCUUGCUGCCUGCUUGUCCCCUUUCAAGAAUUGUGCGGAUAUCUUUCAACCCGAGUUUAUCAGUUGCAUAGAUAAAUUCAUUCAAGAUUAUUUUUUAUGCUAGCUUUGUUUCUUUCAGAGUGAAGUUCCUGUACACCAGGAAAUGUAAAACCUUGUGAAUGAACAGAAUGUCCUUUUGUAAUAUUGACAGGUAGACUUCUGUUUCAAGAUUGAAUAAUGUUAUGCAUUGGUCAUGAUCUA
Molecule: messenger RNA, 2180 nt
Organism: Daucus carota subsp. sativus
Lineage: Eukaryota; Viridiplantae; Streptophyta; Magnoliopsida; Apiales; Apiaceae
Product: synaptotagmin-2
Exons: 12
Coding region: 284-1900 (538 amino acids)
Cellular component (GO): endoplasmic reticulum
Molecular function (GO): lipid binding
Source: RefSeq, a predicted model, not a curated record